AUGGCCAACAACAAAGCGACUGGGCCUGAUGAGAUCCCGGCUGAACUGUGGAAACGGUUAGGAGAACAGGGUACCACAUUCCUAACACUGCUUUUUAAUAGAAUUCUACGUGAUGGACUACCGACCGAAUGGAGGAAGAGUUAUCUGAUCCCAUUCUUCAAAAACAAAGGGGACAUCAGACUGUGUGAGAACUACCGCGCCAUUAAACUUAUGUCACACACGCUCAAAAUAUGGGAAAGAGUCAUCAAUAACCGACUCCGGAAGUUAAUACAUCUGUCCGAAAACCAGUGUGGGAGAAUGCCGGUUCGUGUAAAGGGAAAGGUGUAUAAAACCGCGGUCCGCCCUGCCCUAAUUUAUGGUGCCGAAUGCUGGCCCAUGAAAAAGGUCCACACCACAAAGGUACAUACGACAGAAAUGAAGAUGCUGAGAUGGGCCGGAGGUGUCACCCUCGCCGACAGGGUGAGGAAUGAGCAUAUCCGUGGAAGUUUUAAGAUCCGCCCUAUUGAAGAAAAACUAUCAGAAACGCGUCUUAGGUGGUAUGGGCAUGUAAUGAGAAGGCCUGAAGAGCAUGUGACCCGACAAGUCCUUAAGAGCCAACAGGAGUGGACAGGCCCGUUAAUCCGAACUGGAGAACUGUCAGACCUGUAUACCGUACAGGAUUUCAUCUACCUCGGUUCACUGACGGACGGCGAUUGUGAGCUAGAGGUGAUCAGAAGAGCUCAGAUCGCUAAACCUGCGGUUAGAGAACAUCUGGAGGAACAGAGGAAUCAGCAUAGCAACCAAAACAAAGCUAAUGCGUACCCUGGUCUUCUCUAUAUCUCUCUGGGGUCUGGUCUUAUUUAUUAUAUUCCUGUAUGGUUCGGAAACAUGGACUCUGAGAGCGAGUACUCGGAGUAG
Cydia strobilella is the source of this 897-nucleotide messenger RNA. RefSeq lists its product as uncharacterized. Lineage: Eukaryota; Metazoa; Arthropoda; Insecta; Lepidoptera; Tortricidae. The record is from RefSeq and is a predicted model, not a curated record. The transcript has 3 exons. The coding region runs from base 1 to 897 and encodes 298 amino acids.